Molecule: messenger RNA, 1001 nt
Organism: Larimichthys crocea (large yellow croaker)
Lineage: Eukaryota; Metazoa; Chordata; Actinopteri; Sciaenidae
Product: ubiquitin-conjugating enzyme E2 E2
Exons: 6
Coding region: 231-836 (201 amino acids)
Source: RefSeq, a predicted model, not a curated record
AGCGCGCGCGGAGGCGGUCCGGGGCUGCCUCAGUUUUUCUGUAAUCGCUUUUCUGCUGCUACCUCCAGUUAAAUAGCUAGGACAACGGGAGCGAGCAGACGGCCGUGUGUGUGUGUGUGUGAGAGAGGGGGGAUAUACUUUUUCUUCUCGGUACCUUUUGGGAUUUACGACGCGAGAAUCGCAGCAUCGACGUCCGACCCGCCAGGUAAGGUUCAAAAACAGGGCCCACGAUGUCCAGCGAAGUGCAGAGACCGGACGACAGCCCCAGCACCAGCGGGGGAAGCUCAGACAUUGAACAAAGGGAAUCGGUACCACCCGAACAGGAGCGAGAGCAAGCACAGCCCAAAAAGAAGGAGACCAAGAUCUCGAGUAAAACCGCUGCUAAACUUUCAACUAGUGCCAAGAGGAUUCAGAAAGAGCUCGCAGAAAUAACACUAGACCCGCCUCCAAACUGCAGCGCUGGCCCCAAAGGAGACAACAUCUACGAGUGGAGGUCGACCAUCCUGGGACCCCCGGGCUCCGUGUACGAGGGAGGCGUCUUCUUUCUGGACAUCGCCUUCACGCCAGACUACCCGUUCAAACCCCCCAAGGUAACGUUUCGUACGAGGAUCUAUCACUGCAACAUCAACAGUCAGGGCGUGAUCUGUCUGGACAUCCUGAAGGACAACUGGAGCCCCGCCCUCACCAUCUCCAAGGUGCUGCUGUCCAUCUGCUCCCUGCUCACAGACUGUAACCCAGCCGACCCUCUGGUGGGAAGCAUCGCCACACAGUACCUGACCAACAGAACAGAGCAUGACAGAAUAGCCAAACAAUGGACGAAGAGAUACGCCACAUAGACUCUCCGCCACAAAACACCUUCCCAUCUUCCUUUAACCUCCCUCACCCCUUCACUGUACCUCUCUCUACCUCUCGCUCUCACCCAUAGUCUGUCAAAGCACACUCACUAAGUGCAACGGUAUACCUGCCCUCCUCUCCUCCUCCUCCUCUUCUUCCUCCUCCUC